Moneuplotes crassus is the source of this 2261-nucleotide messenger RNA. The record is from the annotation of a GenBank genome assembly. Lineage: Eukaryota; Ciliophora; Spirotrichea; Euplotida; Euplotidae.
AAAUGGAUAAGUUCAAUCCUAGGAGAUACUCUGAAGCGCCGAAGAGUGCUUUUAAUCAACUAAAAUUAGAGAGCUCCCCUAGGAAAAAGAAUAAUGAUGAUAUUAAUGACUCUUCUGAUAGUUCUUUAGAUGAAUUUACAGGCAAUACGAAAUUGAAGCUGCCAGGUGUAUGUGCAAAGAGUGAAAAGCCUAGAUCUGUAAAUCUUAAUAUUCCCAGCUGAAAACGAUCAUCUAUCGCACCAAGAAGAAACAUUAUGUCAAUGCAGUCCUCUGAAUUUGAGGAGGAGGAUAUCCGAGGAGUGAGGAAAUCACUAGCUAAAGAACUUCAGAUCCCUUGGCUGAACAUAUCUAGGGCUGCUCUAAUAGUAUUAUACUGUGCUCUAACCACUAUCAUGAGCUCUCUAAAUGAAGAUCUGGAUAAAGACUCUAAUGAUAUUAUUUUGCACUCUUUAGAGAGCAUCUUCAUUGCUUUAUUUGUACUUGAAAUUGUCCUAUUUAAAUAUGCCUUUAAGAAGAAAUAUUAUGAAAAUAAGUUUAACAUAGUGAACUCGAUCCUUGUUGCAGCCAUAUUUUUAUUAUGGAUACUGGAUAUAGCCAUUUCAAAUUACACUAUAAGUGUUUUGCUCCGUGUAAGAGGCUCUCUGAGACUGGUGUACAUCCCUGUAAUCAUCGAGCAUAUUCAUCAUCAUAUUAAGAAAGUCAGAGGCCGAGAGUACAUGUUAGAGAACGGAGACCACCCAACCACUGAUAGUAUCGUUCAGAUUUUAAUGAGAAAUAUUGAGAUCAUUGACGAUGAUAAAGUCAACAGCGAUUUAAAAUACUGAAUGAAGCAUAUUGCCAAAGGCGACCUAGACAAAGGAAGUGAGGUUGAUUUGCAAGUACAAGAACUCUCUUCUCUUAAGAGGAAAAGGGAUAGGAUCAACCCUAGAGAGGAGCAUGCAUGGAUUCGUUCUUUCUCUAAUGUCUUUUCCCUGAGGCGGGAGACUAAUGAGUCUGGGACUAUCAUCAUGUCUGUUACUAAUAAUCAUAAUCUAGACUCUUUGCUUGAUGUGAAAUUCAAUAUUACUGAAAUGAUGGAGAAAUUAGAGACUAUGGAGUUUGAUAUCUUCGAUUUUAAGGAGAAAACUCACAAUAGAGAACUUACUACAGUUGCUUCAUUGUUGUUAAAUAAGCAUUCUUUAUAUAAUGAACUUGGAAUUCAGCCUAAUCAAUUCUUAAUCCUAUUAGAUAAAAUAGCUUCAGGAUAUGAUUCGAAAGUUCCUUAUCAUAACUCAACUCAUGCUGCUGAUGUUUGACAAACUCUAUACUGAUUCAUAAUAAAGGGAAAUUGGAUUUCUCUAUCCCAGUUAGGGAAUUUAGACCUCUUAUCAAUGAUACUGGGAGCAGCAGUGCAUGAUUAUGAGCAUCCAGGAGUAAACAACCUUUAUUUGAUCAAUUCAGCUGAUAAGCUAGCUAUCCGCUAUAAUGAUGAAUCAGUUCUUGAAAGUCACCACAUUGCUGCUGCGUCAGAUCUCCUGAAAACUCCUCAAUACAAUGUGUUCAGGAAGAUGGAUGAUGAAGAGCGAAAAGAGAUUAGAAAGAGAAUGGUUCAUAUGGUACUUGCUACUGACAUGAGUAAGCAUUUUAAAGACCUUGGUACAUUCAAGAGCAAAAUUAAUUCUGGAAGUCUUGAUCCUAUUGACAAGGAUCUCCAUUUGUGCUUAGGAAUGGGAAUGCAUCUGGCUGAUAUCAGUAAUCCUACCAAGCCAUGGCAUCUGACUCAAAAGUGGAUAGAACUUCUGUUUGACGAAUUUUUCAAGCAAGGAGAUAAAGAGAAGAAGUUUAAAUAUCCUAUCAGCGAUCUUAUGGAUAGGAAGUCAGUCAAUAUUGCUAAAGCACAACUCGGAUUUAUUGAUGUCAUUGUACUUCCUUCCUAUGAGUGAUUUUCGAAUUUCCUCAAAUCUUUAAAGGAAAACAUAAAGAAUACCAAAAAGAAUAGAGCCAAUUGGGAAGCCAAAAUCGAUGAAUACCAAGAAAGGAUGAAGUGCGAAAAAAGAGCUCCUUCCAGAGGUGAGGUCAUUGAAGAAGUUAAAGAGCUAAGCGAUGAAGAAAGCGAGUCUAAUAAAAUACUUAGCAUGGGAGACUCUAUUAAUCAAGAAAAGACCAUUUCGAAACAACUGGAUGGGUCUAAGAGUGAAAGUGAUUUUCAUCAAGAAUCAUCUUUUGAAAUGUAACAAAUAAUACCAAUCCCUAUUUUUACACCAAAAAUAAAGAUUUAUUGU